CCCGCCCUGGUCGCCGAGCCGGGAGCAGCCCGGCCGGCACCGAGCGCAGCACAGCACGGCGCGGGCAGCGGAAGCCGAGGAGCGCGCAGCCGGCCAUGGGCAAGUCAGCUUCCAAACAGUUUAACAAUGAGGUCCUGAAGGCCCACAAUGAGUACCGACAGCAGCACGGCGUCCCCCCACUCAAGCUCUGCCAGAAGCUCAACCGAGAGGCCCAGCAGUAUUCUGAAGCCCUGGCCAGCACGAGGAUCCUCAAGCACAGCCCAGAGUCCAGUCGUGGCCAGUGUGGGGAGAACCUCGCGUGGGCGUCCUACGAUCAGACAGGAAAGGAGGUGGCCGAUAGAUGGUACAGUGAAAUCAAGAACUACAACUUCCAGCAGCCUGGCUUCACCUCAGGGACCGGACACUUCACAGCCAUGGUGUGGAAGAAUACAAAGAAGAUGGGGGUGGGGAAGGCAUCUGCGAGUGACGGGUCCUCCUUUGUGGUGGCUAGAUACUUUCCAGCAGGGAAUGUUGUCAACCAGGGCUUCUUUGAAGAAAAUGUUCUGCCUCCAAAGAAGUAACUUGUCAAACAUAACAGGAAGGUGCGAGACUGCGACCAUGGAGCAGAAGUGCCCGAGAACAGUGAGAGCCCAGCCACGUGUCUGUCCCCGCGGAUGUAUGUGCCUGCGUGUGUGUACGUGUGGGCGUCUCCCGUGCACACACUGGGCAUGCAGCUCGAUAUUAAAGGAAUGACUAGCAUCUGAAGCCUCUACCCGGAGGGUUAUCCAGACCACAGUUAUUUGGAUUUGGGGAGGGUAUCAGUUUUUAAAUUUUUUAAUUAUUUUUAAAAGCAUUCUUCUUUUGUACCUUUUUUACUUCUAAUACUCAUCCUUGGACAUUUCGUAUUCCAAACAGCUGUGAUCGCAAGGUGUGAAUUUAUGUGAUCUUCAUGCAUUGUAUCUACUUUUGCUAAACAUUUGAAUAUUUAACCCUCAUUUCAGUGUGACAUAGCUUUAAACAUAAUAUAAAGCAGCUGGCAUAAAAAAAAAAAAAAAAAAUGGAGCAGCCCAGGGCUCCAUUUCAUAGAAUCAUUGAGAUUUCUCAGUUGUAAGACAUGAUGUCAUCCUGCGUGCCUCCUGAGAUCCCCUGAUGGGAUUGCCAAAGAACAAAUGGAGAAAAUAGCUCUACUUUCUUGUUUUUUUCAGCCUUUAAGUACCAACCUAGUACCAGCACCACCCUUGCCACCCCACACACCCUUUUUUCUUGAACCUUUCUUCAUUUCAGAGCUCAGUGUGGGAGUUCUACUGGGGAGUUCUGAUAAGCCUGAAAUGCCUUUCCCGCCCUUGCUGAGUGGCCAGCCUGAUCUGGGAGGGAGCCCCCACAAUGCCUGGGCUCUGGGCCAGGCGGCCUUGGGUGGAUGAAAUCAGUAGUAUGGGGAUGGAGUGAGCUCAGGCAGGGGCCCUGUAGAAAACCCAGCAGCCUCUGCCCUCCCCCCCACACAGGGCAAAAGCAAGCCAGUUCCUGGCAGCUGUAGCUGCAGCUGUGCUGCUGCUCCCUCCAGGAAUCUGUGACAAGCCCAAAUGUUCCAGGGAGGUGGCCCAGGCAGGGGGCUUAGAAGCCCUAAUUUGGCUCUGGGUUUUGCCUCAAACUACAGAGUUGCCCUGAAUAGCAGUUUUACAAGGUCUGUAUGGGAGGGGGCCACUCAGAUGCCCCAGCUGAGCAUCCUGAAAAUUAAGAUAUGUGUAUCUGCCAAGGUAGCAGGGGCCCAGGGGAGGGCGGCUGGCUGGCCUGAAGUCUGGGCCAGUCAGGCUUUGAAUCAAGUUUUGAAGGUCUUGGUACAAUGUGAACACAGUCAAAUGCUGUAUCCCUCAUCCAGGGCAUACUACCAAUAAAAUCUUUUUCUUUUGUGUAAUAUC
Messenger RNA from Octodon degus (degu), 1895 nucleotides. RefSeq names its product GLI pathogenesis related 2 (gene Glipr2). Lineage: Eukaryota; Metazoa; Chordata; Mammalia; Rodentia; Octodontidae. The coding region runs from base 96 to 560 and encodes 154 amino acids. The transcript has 5 exons. Gene Ontology annotation, cellular component: extracellular region. The record is from RefSeq and is a predicted model, not a curated record.